AAUAGUUUUGAUUAAGCACUUUAAGGAUUCUCUCUCCUUUCAGACACUCUCUAAAUUUUCUUUUCUUGUACUUGAAACAAACUAUAGAGAGAUUGGGAGAUAGAAAGAUAGGAAAGGAAAACACAAAUAACAUUCUUUUGACCUUUUGUUUUAUUAUACUAUAACCCAAUUUGCACAAAUCCCCAUAAAACCGAUAUUUAAGAAACUUCAGUUUCUAAAUUCUGCUGGUCUUUUCAGAAAGAGAUAAUAAAUAGGAGAGAGAGAGAAGAAAGUUAAUAAUGGUGGCUCAUGAGAGGAGGAUCCAUAGUCUUCAAAAACCAACGUGCAUUGGCAUUAUCUGGUUUUGCCUCUUGCUUUCUCUCUCCCACCAUGGAAGAGCAUCAACCUCAACGUCAAUCUUCAAUCUUUCUCUCCCACAUCAACACCCAUUCCCUGAACAUGUUGUUCUUAAUGUUCAAAGAAAACUCAACGACUCUUUAUCAAGAAGACAACUUCUAACUUACCAACAAGACGACGGCACGACGGCGUCGUCGCCAAUACCUUCUUGCAUCACCGGAAACCCAAUCGACGAUUGUUGGCGCUGCGACCCAAACUGGGCAGCAAAUCGCCAACGACUAGCCGAUUGCUCAAUUGGUUUCGGACAAGGAACACUCGGAGGAAAAGGCGGUCGCUUUUACCUCGUAACAGAUUCUUCAGACAACGACGCGGCUAACCCUGUUCCCGGAACACUUCGACACGCCGUGAUCCAGCCGGAACCACUCUGGAUCGUUUUCUCAGGCGACAUGGGAAUCAAACUCAAACACGAGCUCAUCAUCGGAAGCUACAAAACAAUCGAUGGGAGAGGCACGAACAUCCAAAUCACCGGACAUGGUUGCCUCACGAUCCAGCAAGUGAGCCACGUCAUCAUCCACAACGUCCACAUUCACCAUUGUAAACCCUCGGGGAACACACUGGUCGCUUCGUCGCCGACGCACGUCGGGUUCCGAGGACUCUCUGACGGAGACGGAAUCUCAGUUUCAGCUUCGCAUCACAUUUGGAUCGAUCACUGCUCUCUCGGGUACUGUACCGACGGACUCAUCGACGUCAUCCUCGCUUCCACCGCCGUCACAGUUUCCAACAACUAUUUCUUUCAUCACGACGAGGUUAUGCUCUUAGGUCACGACGACCGGUACACGGCGGACAAGGGGAUGCAAGUAACAAUAGCAUUCAACCAUUUCGGGGAAGGGCUCGUGCAGAGGAUGCCACGGUGUAGGCACGGUUAUAUCCACGUAGUGAACAACGAUUUCACGGCGUGGGAAAUGUAUGCAAUUGGCGGAAGUGCUAGCCCUACGAUCAACAGUCAGGGUAACCGUUACACCGCACCUAUUGAUCCUAAUGCCAAAGAGGUGACGAAGCGCGUGGAGUCUAACGAGAAACAUUGGUCGGGAUGGAACUGGAGAACGGAAGGUGACGUGAUGAUUAACGGAGCAUUUUUCGUGCCGUCAGGUGACGGAGUGAGCCCAGCGUACGCCAAAGCCACCAGUGUUCAGCCUAAAGCCGCCGCUAUCAUUGACCAGCUCACGGUCAACGCCGGCGUUUUCGGCGAUCCCAGUGGAAGAAACGGCCAGGGAGGAAGUUUUUCCGGAAUGACUGACGGUGGUGGGACCAUCACACGCGGUUACAGUAAAAGUGGACCCGGCGGCGGUGGCGGCAGCAGCGACAGUGAUGACGGCAUUUUCACAGUGAUAUUCGGUAACAAUAGCGGUGCGGUGGCUCCAAGGCCAGGACAAAUCUGGUCGAUUCUAUUUAUCGUCAUUUUAUAUUGGUAUAUUCCACACCAUACGAGAUGAUAAUUAAUUUAUUGGUUCACCGGUUUAUUAUUUUUAGUACAAAAAAAAUAUGAAAAAAUCGAAUAUACGUAUUAUAUACAGAUUAUAUAAGGUACAAACGCACUUGCAAGUUGUAAAAUAUGGGAAAUAUAUAAAGUAUUUUUGUUCUU
Messenger RNA from Camelina sativa (false flax), 1978 nucleotides. RefSeq names its product putative pectate lyase 5. Gene Ontology annotation, molecular function: pectate lyase activity. The record is from RefSeq and is a predicted model, not a curated record. Lineage: Eukaryota; Viridiplantae; Streptophyta; Magnoliopsida; Brassicales; Brassicaceae.